Messenger RNA from Triplophysa rosa, 3530 nucleotides. It is a transcript of the gene tectb, whose product is annotated as tectorin beta. Gene Ontology annotation, cellular component: cell surface. Bases 1653 to 2726 code for a protein of 357 amino acids. Lineage: Eukaryota; Metazoa; Chordata; Actinopteri; Cypriniformes; Nemacheilidae. The record is from RefSeq and is a predicted model, not a curated record. The transcript is spliced from 10 exons.
AUGACAAGAGGGCGUGUGAAUAACGACAGAAUUUUCAUUUUGAAGGUUCAACUCAUUGCUUUAAGUUGAAUAUUUUCUGUUGCAUUAACUACUUAAAAAUGUGGUGAAGGUUGUGAUUCUGGAUUGCAGCAAGCCAUGUUUUGGUUAUAAUCUAUAAAUAAACACAAUGCAUGGGACUUGGAACACAUCUAAGGGCUCAUUUUCUUAAUUGUGAUGGAUCAAACUGAACCGACUGACCUCUCAUUCGUGAUUCAUACACUCAAAGAAAGAGUAAAUGAAGAUAUUCUUCUGUCCUUAGAAUUGGGAGACACACUGUCUGAGGAUAAAUGGUGCUUCUCUUAGUGCCCUGCUUUCCUUGGAGACCGAAACACUAUCUUUGUGAAUGGCACAUCCUUUGGCUAUCAGAUUUUGCAUCUUUGUCCCCAUGCAGUCUCCUUACCUUAUCCAGGGGCCCAUCUUGAUCUAUACAUUCCCAUUUGUACAUUUCAUCGCAAGAAUCUUGGUCUUUGUGUGCUUUCUCUCCUGUGUGAUGUUGUGGGGAUUUGGUACCGUGUGUCGGUUCACGGGUGAUGACUUCGCUAUAUUGCUUUCCCACUGAGAAUCAUUAUCAGCUUGACUCAUGUGGUUCCUGAAAGACCUUGCAUUGUAACUUUGAGAAACAGGUUGGGGAUUGUCCAUGCCAUGAUGCUUCACCACUGCUUUCACAUUUGCCUGUAUUGCAGAAGACAUGGAAUCUAUCCGGAAAUUACAUUCUUGAAAUUUGGAACCUUGUAAUCUAAACAAUGCUGAUUACUGUCCUUUUAACUUUUGGAAAUGACUUGGGUCUCUUUUGGCUAAGGUGAAUGAGACCAACCUUAAUGACUCUGUGCCUUUAUAAGAGGCAGUCUGGCACAGAUCAGGACGGCAAUCCAGCGAUCAGCAUGGCUGCCUGGCAGAGACAGCGAGGUAUUACAUAACUUUUAAAUAGAAAGCUCAUUUUGAAACAUCCCAACAAGAUCUUCCUUCCUGAAAUCUCUGAGCAAAACUUUACAUCCAAGAAUGAAAACACAACCUCUGGUGCUGUUUUUUAAUCAUACUGUAUAAGUAACGGGAGCAUUGGCUGCCAGUUUUAACGUUAGUUUUGCAAGGCUGAAAAGAAAACGUAUUAAAAGAAAUAAGCAUGUUGUCAAACGCUGAGAAAAUGGUCCUCCCCUUGAGACACCAGUCAUUUAAAAGUCAAUGUCUGGCAAGCACAGAGAGCUUUUGUGCUGUCCUUUACAAUGCUAUCACCGAGAAGGCCUCACCAGACUGGCUGACCAAAAAACCGAGGGGGGUUAGCGUCUACCUGUGGAUCUAUAAAGCAGCUCUUGUGCUGACUUAAAAGAACUUCUUAGGAUUUUCACCAUUUACCUGCAGAAGAACCAUAAAGCAACCAUGCAAUCCCUCUGCUAAAAACAUGAACUAAACCCUUCUCCAGGAACUCGAACUGGUAAUGUCUAAACAUUCAUUCUGAUUCAAUUGAUAUGACAUUGCUGACUUUAAAAUAAUGAAUAAAUCAUUAAAUAAAUUAUUAUUUGUAGAUCCAAGACAAUCGAGACCAUGUGUGAACAGGCCAUGCAUAAAUAAGGCUUUAGUGCAAAUGCAAUACAUAACUGAUUGGCUAUUUUAAGUAAAUGUUUAACAUUCUUUCUGUUCAGUGCAAUAGAAUGGCAGCUGUUGGUUUUCUCUUCAUUCUUCUACCUAUGGCGUGGGCUUGUGCACCUCAAAAAGCAGAUUAUGUGAUGGUGUCAUGUUUUCCCAAUGCCAUCAUUGCAAACGUGCCAGAGUGUCCGUACGGAUGGGAAAUCGGCCAGCUGUCUCUUGGCGGCGUGUGCUAUACUGGAAUUAACACUCCGGGUUUUUAUCGUUUCACUAUACCAGACCUCACACCAAAGAAUAAUUCUUACUGUGGCACCAUCUCUGAGUAUGUAGGAGGCAAAGACCCACGGUACACCUUUUACAACUCAAUAGUAUCCAACGAUUCAUCCCUCACCGUCCGGAACCAGCCCGUGAACUACACCUUCAGUUGCACCUACAAAGCGGCUUAUCUGGUCAACAAUGCCGUGUUCAGCCAAAGCGUCUUUACUAAACCCUCUGCUUCUUCCAGAGUGGCAACAGUUUAUGUCAACAAUGGAAGUUUAGGGUCAUUUAAGUCUCAGUUGUCUAUGAACGUGUUCACAAACUCAAAGUUCCUGUAUGCAAAAGACGCGCCGUAUAUAAUCGACACAUCAGAGAUCGGAUCUGAGGUAUUCAUUGGCAUUGAAGCCAAAGGACUGAGUAACAGGUUCAAAGUAGUGAUAACAAAUUGCUGGGCAACACCAACACCUUAUUCAACAGACAGGAAAAGAUGGACUUUAAUUCUGAACAGUUGCUCUUUAGACAACACAGUCACCAUAUUUGAAAAUGCCAAAGACAGCAGGUCCAUUUUCAAGUUUAACUCGUUCCGCUUCCAGCGGCUGGAGAAAGUGUCCACCGUGUGGCUACACUGUGAGGUGCAAGUGUGCGAUGGAGAAAAGCUGUUCUGUCAGCCGACUCCAUGCACAUCGAGAAGUACAGAAUUCGAAUCUGAUCCAAAUGGGGGCAUCUUGACUACAGAGUUUCAAGUCAGAGCACAACACUCCGCGAGUUACAUGAAUUUUGCAGGCCCACUUGUGUGUCUGCUGUCCAUACUUCUAUUAAAUGAGUUUUUAGGGUACUUCAGUUUGUAAUGGGGCCAAAUGCGUGUCACUUCCAAAUGCAAUGAAACAUACCUUUGCACUUAUAUAAUUACAUAAAAAUACCUAAAUAUAGACACGCAUACACCCGCACACAGCAUCUAUACUGUACGUGUGUCUCAGGGAGUGUAUCGACACAUGCCUUCACUCACUUUUUUACCGUUUCUACUUGUGUUUAGUGUUCCUUACGUGAAUGUUGGUACUGUAGAUCAAGAAAAUAAUCUCUAAAGCAUUUACUAUAAAUUGUUAAAUUUUAGCUUAAAGGGACAGUUCACCUAAAACGAAAAUUCUGUCAUUAUUUACCUCGAUUUGUUGCAAAUCUGUAUAAAUUUCUUCGUUCUGAUGAACACAGAGAAAGAUAUUUGGAAGAAUGAUUGUAACCAAACAGUUCUUGGCCACCAUUGACUACCAUAGUAGGAAAAAUACAAUAGUAGUCAAUAGUGCCCAGAACUGUUUGCUGUCAUACAUUCUUCAAAAUAUCUUCUUUUGUGUUCAAAAGAACAAAUAAAUCUAUAAAGCAAUUUUUCCUACUAUGGUAGUCAAUAGUGACCAAGAACUGUUUGGUUUCGAGCAUUCUUCCAAAUAUCUUUCUCUGUGUUUAUCAGAGCAAAGAAAUGUAUACAGAUUUGGAACAACUCGAGCGUGAGUAAAUGAUGACAGAAUUUUCAUUUUUGGGUGAACUGUUCUUUUGACAGGAACACUUAUUCUUGUUUUAAUUUUGAUUUAUAUGUGUAAACAUGUUUUGAAAUAUUUUCAGUAAUUAAAUACUUUUUAAAGACUAAGUCUUGACCUUGUUGU